Messenger RNA from Camellia sinensis, 2368 nucleotides. Its product is annotated as B3 domain-containing protein REM16. The record is from RefSeq and is a predicted model, not a curated record. Gene Ontology annotation, molecular function: DNA binding. Lineage: Eukaryota; Viridiplantae; Streptophyta; Magnoliopsida; Ericales; Theaceae.
GUUAUGUACUUUUUGCGAAUAUUGUUGAGCCUUUGUUCCCUAUAUCCCCUGUUGAAUCUAGAGAAGGAUCUAGUUUCAGGCAUUCAGUCUUGAAAGAAUGGACCAAAAAAUCGUUACCAUACUCUUAUCAAUUACGGGUUUCUUACUGCAUCAAUUUCACAUUUGGUCAAAAAUUAAAACUAAGACAGUGAUUUCUGGUGCUGUUGCAGGUAGUUGUCGGUUGUUUCAUUGCAGGUCAGGAAUUAAAUUCACCAAACCAAGCCACUCCCGUAGCUGGUCCACCAAAGCUCAGCGGCCAUGGAGCAUCAGGAGCUGGAAGUCCAGCAUCGCGUGGGACCAUGAGUGAAUCCUCUGGGGGGCCCGGAAGCCCUCUUAACCAGAGUACUGGAGCAUGCAAUAAUAAUAGCAAUCUGCAAGGCUUGAACAACUUCAACUUGUCUUGGAAAUAAGACUGAUGACCAAUAAAAUGGCUUUGCUCUCUUCGAGGCUUAUUCUGUGGAUGUGCUGUGCUAACCUCCAACAAUCCAAAUGUUAGGAAGCUGAUGUGUAACUUGUGACCGGCUUAUGUGUAAUGCAUAUUUGCUUCUGGGAAAAGACCAUAUGAGCACUGCAAUUGUGCAAAAACUAAAAACCUAUUCCCAUCUCCCCCUUAUGAGGCACCCUUUAGUGACUAAACUACAUAAAAAUAGUUGGAUAUUGUGUUUUAGAUGGUUCUAAAAAUUAACGUUUAGUGUUAUUCUUCCGUUGCAUGUGGCUGUGUGUUGUCUUGUUGAUCCUGAAAGGUUAGUAGCUGUUCAUAUGCUUUCUGAAUUUGAUCAUCAGAGUUUGCUUUUUGCCGAGUUUUUUAUAGAUCAGGUUGAGUUGUUGGUUGGUUGGAUUGUUUUUACUAUCCAAGUGGAUGACAUCUCAGGUGAUGACAACUUGAAUUGCUUGGUUGUAUUGUAUGUUUGUUUCUCUGAGCUUUGAUGAUGUGAUUACAAUACACUGAUCUUGCGUCCUCAGUUCAGUAAUUCUUUUGAAGUCAAUUCCUGGUUUUUUCCUGGUAAAUUGCCUAGUGCUUGUAGAAUUGAGUCUGCCAUGCUUAGGAACUGAAUGUGCAUUGAAAUGGUGAUUUUUUUUUCUCUUUUCUUUUUUUUGGGCUGUGUUGGUUUGGUUGGCUUUUUUUUUUUUUGUUGGAAGAGUGGUUAUGUCUAGUGUUUGCCAAAAAACUGUUAAGCCAAGCCAACUUAACAUGUGUGGUUUGAUAAAGUUGGUGAGUUGGGUUGGAUUGGUUGGGCGAUAAAAUUGAUUGGUUAGUUAAGCUGAUUGUUAAAAUUUGUUAACUCAUCUGCAAAUUGAUCUAAUUUGUCUGGCUAUCUGUAAAGACAAAAUUGCUUUGUACCUACUCAUGUAUAAUCUCUCUCCCUAAUCUUAUUAUCUACGUAAUGUUCAUUGCAUAUAUAUUUUUAAUUUAAUUGUUCUGUAUAUUAAUUUGUGAAGUGAAAAAUAUUUGCAUUCAAAUAAUUUUUAAGCUUUGUAUCAGGAUCGGGAAUAAAUAAUCAAUUUAUUGUUUGAAAUUGUAAAAUAAGUUAAUUUUGUAGUCAUUGAUGAUUUAUCUUAUUUUGUAUUUCUUAACCCCCUAGUACCUUAGUGCGAGAGAGGAGGUUGUUACUUUGUGAAAAAGCCGAGAGAACCAUGUUCACAUAUGAUGCAGAAGAAAGAGGAAGAGGAUUCCAUAGAUAUAAUAAACAGGGAUGAAGAUGAGGAAGAACUAAAGAUGGAAAAUGAUGUUGGGAAAAGAGUAGACAAUAUAAGACUCUCAUAUUCAACGAAUAGGCGACAGGUUACAGAGGAAGAGAAGCAAAGAGCCUAUCGAUUAGCCACCAGACAUUCAUCGGAUCUGCCUUCAGUUCUCAUCACUAUGCAGCCUAGCCAUGUCUACAAGUUUUUUCUAUUGAUGCAGACAAUCCCUAAAAAAUGGGCAGUCAGGCAUAUCUCCAACAGAUCUCAGGAGAUUCAGCUGAGAGUCCCUCCAAGAGAGAAGAAAUGGACAGCUCAAGUCAGAUACAGACCUGCAGGAAUUGUUGUUCAUAAAGGAUGGUCCAAGUUUUCCGUGGACAACAACUUGGAAGAACAUGAUGUGUGCAUCUUUGAGCUUUCUCAGGGAGGAAAAGGCAACAACAUGCCCGUUGUCUUAGAUGUUUUUAUAUAUCGUGUUGUGGAUGAACUUGUUCCCUUGACUCAAUCCUAUGUUCCACUGUCACAUCAAAAGAUAACCCGUAGGGAAAUAUGAAUAUGCCAACUAGUGCUUAUGUUUUUAUAUAUUCUUACUUCAAACAGACAAGAUGGUUUUUGUGAGAUUGAUCGCUGUUAAACGUUAAUUUCUUCA